Plodia interpunctella (Indianmeal moth) is the source of this 2630-nucleotide messenger RNA. RefSeq names its product GSK3B-interacting protein-like. NCBI's taxonomy places the organism in Eukaryota, Metazoa, Arthropoda, Insecta, Lepidoptera, Pyralidae. Gene Ontology annotation, molecular function: kinase regulator activity; protein kinase A binding. The transcript is spliced from 3 exons. The record is from RefSeq and is a predicted model, not a curated record. Gene Ontology annotation, biological process: regulation of canonical Wnt signaling pathway. Bases 127 to 483 code for a protein of 118 amino acids. Gene Ontology annotation, cellular component: cytoplasm.
CACUAAACACUUGAAUCAUCUUUCGCUUGCAUAUAGUUAGUCUAUGGUUUUGUCGUGAUGACCAAUGGUUGUGUGCAAUUAUUUUGGUGAUUUCUCAAUUUUUAUUUGAAGAUUUGCAGACGAAAAAUGUCUGAACAAGUGCUGGGCCAAGAGACCUGGCCGCAGGAGGCGGAGGCCGCCAUCAACGACAUCCGCAAACACGUCAAGACUGCCAACAUAUCACCUACUGUCCAGAGCAGCAACCAAAGGAUCUACAUCAACCUGACCACACUGGAAGACAGUGAUUACUGCGUCGAGAUGUCCGCGUCCGGUUUCCGGGUCGUCGGCAGAAAAUACGACGACAUCAGCCUCUCCACCAUAGAGAAUAUGAACUACGAAACGCCAUACGCAUUGCUCAACAGCAUAAGUCAGAAAUACCGCGAGUCUUUCGGUGGCGAGCUGAUGAACAAACUCCUCGACUUGGCGAAGAGCACCGAAGGCUGAAUCUAUUCCAUACUAGCGCUCUUUUGGUAAUGUUUACACUGUAGACAGAGAAAAUUAUAGACAACGUCAUAUAUUUCGUUUCGCUCAUACAAGAAAGAGAAUCGCGUAGAAUUACACAAAACGGGACAGUGUUAAUAUAUUUGCCCCUGUAGGUUUUACAACGCCUAUCCAAUGGUACAUAAGUUGUAUGGAAAUGUUCUAUCUCAUGUGGCUACGCUAGUUGUCUUUAGUUUUCUUUGUCUUUGGUUUACACAUUCGCUGCGGUCACACGUCGAAGGACCAAAAGGGAUUUCAAGGUCGUAUGAAUUUCACUGUUAUUAUUUAUAUUUUUGUGUUUUCCGCAGCGAACGUGUUGAUGGGCAAUUAACAAAUAUAAUGGUAAUUAAAAAAAUACUGAUUAUCAUAUAAUUGAAUGUUAUAUUUGCGUUCUAUAGUUGGUGAAAGCUACCAGCUUGAGUUUAUUAGACGUAGGCAUGUAGCCAUGUAAUUGAUCAGUAUUCUAAUGUGCUAUAACUGUUGCUAUUAAGUUGAGUCUGGGCGUUACAGAACUUGGACGUUGAUUGUACAUUGUAUUGGAAAGUAUACUUGUUUAAAAAUAGCCAAAAGUCUUCUAUUUUACUCGCCUACAUUGAAAAAGGGGGUAAAUCAUUAUGCCCGUAGCCCCUUUUUAUAAGUUCAUAAUACGUGACAUACUACAUAAUAACAAGGAUUUUCUUGUUAAUAUACAACUGUGGCGCUAGGGGCUUCGGCAUGCGCGUAGGAAGAGUGAUCCGUGCCCCCCCUUAAAAUUCUCUAGAUACGCCCAUGGGCAUUGGUUUAACUCGUCAUAUAUAUGCGAAUGGGGCGGAUAAUAGGGUUUGUAAAUGUAAUUUAUUGAUCUUGAUUAAAUGUUAUGAAGUUCGUGGCUGGUAUUGAUAUUUAGAAUCAAUAUGUUUUGUCGAAUCGGAAUAUAAUUCUUAGGAGAAAUUUGCGCGAUAGAUGCGUUAUGAGCAGAGAUGGUUUGUACCCAGGCAAUGCAGUUUAUGCACAGGCGUUAACCCGUCUCUUGUUAGCAAUUAACUUUUAGGCUGGAUUGCCGAGUUUUAGAAAUAACCCAAUUCCGUUACAAACUAAAUGUUUUCAGAAUAAAAGAGUGACAUUACCCCUAUACAGUGUUUGUCCCCCAUAUAUACCUGUUUAUAGGUAUUCAUUACUUCCAUGAUUUGUUCGUCAAUUUCGCCUAUGGGUCCAUUUUUUGUAAGAUCUCGUUAGGCCUAAGUUUGUGUCAAAUUUUGAGUGGACUGUCAAGUCUUAAUUUAUGUAAAUGGCAAAAUUAUGUUUAACGCGCUUAUAUAACCGCAAGUUGUAUUAAAAAUUUCGUAUAUGAUGCUAAUUAUUGUUGAUAGCUGUAAUUCCCACAGAGCGAAGUCCUAAAGCGCAGCUAAUACAAUACAAUUAAAAUAAAUGGAUUCGUAUCGAUUCUUUUGAUUUGUGGUUGUUUUACUCAACUUCCAUGGUGUUUUUUGGUUUUUUGUUUCCAUACGAACAAAAAAGAACACAAUGGGCCAGCUGCUUCUCACGCUCAGAUUGUAAAAGUCAAUCAAAGGAAUUGGUCAUAAACUAAAGAUUCCUCUCAUAGGCGAGGGGCUAGCAACGUGUGGAAUCUCGUCCACCAAUAAGCCCAAUAUACAGCUAAACAUUGCUCCAGGUUUCGAGACUCUGUUGUCAGUAAUGUUUUAUUUGUAUCCGAUGCCGGCUACACACUAUCGGCGAACACAGCCAAAUGAUGAUUAAUGGACGAACAUUGCAUUAAUUUAAAACCGUUUAAUUAAAAACCGGCAUGUAUGCAGUUUUUCUAGUUUAGUCAAUUGUUAGUCGAUCGUGUUCAGCCGGUACGAAAGGUUCUUGCCGUUACAGGGAUGCCAACUUGCACAUUGAAAACUAUCUUUACUCGUAAUGCUACAAAAUUAGAUAAUUAAGCUUUGGAACUGUUUUGAAUAUGCGACUCCUAUGUAUUUUCGUGUCAUAGCUUCCCGUCGUCGGUUGCAAUAAUAUAUAGCUUACGAUGGCGCACAGUACAAGAAUAGACUGAGUACAAAUAUGUAUUUAUACGUAGAUAUACACCUAAUGUAAUGAAUGUGUUGUGAUAGUAAAUUUGAUUUAUCAUA